This is a messenger RNA of Ochotona princeps (American pika), 945 nucleotides long. Its product is annotated as olfactory receptor 6Z7. The record is from RefSeq and is a predicted model, not a curated record. Gene Ontology annotation, molecular function: G protein-coupled receptor activity; olfactory receptor activity. The transcript has a single exon. Gene Ontology annotation, cellular component: membrane. The coding region runs from base 1 to 945 and encodes 314 amino acids. Gene Ontology annotation, biological process: G protein-coupled receptor signaling pathway. NCBI's taxonomy places the organism in Eukaryota, Metazoa, Chordata, Mammalia, Lagomorpha, Ochotonidae.
AUGGAGAACUCCUUGCAGGUGGCCAACAUGACCAGGGUCCAGCAGUUCGUCUUGCUGGGGCUUUCCACAAAGCCAGACAUAAGGGAUGCCCUGUUUGUGGUCUUCCUGGCCCUCUACCUGCUGACGCUCCUGGAGAACUCCCUCAUCAUCUACCUCAUCGGCAGCCACAGGGAGCUCCACAAGCCCAUGUACUUCUUCCUGGGCAACCUCAGCUGCCUGGAGAUGUGCUACGUGUCGGUGACCAUGCCCAGCCUGCUGGUGGGGCUGUGGACAGGACUCUACCAUAUUUCCUUUGUGGCCUGCAUGACCCAGCUCUUCUUCUUCAUUGUCCUUGUUGGCACUGAGUGUAUCCUCCUGGCCUCCAUGGCAUAUGACCGCUAUGUGGCCAUCUGUCGACCUCUGCACUACCCACUGCUCAUGCGGCCCCAGGUCUGCCAGGCCUUGGCCUUGUCUUCAUGGCUUGGUGGGCUGGUUGUCUCUCUAGUCAAGACCACAUGCAUAGCCACUCUGACCUACUGCGGUCCCAAUGUCCUCAACCACUUCUUCUGUGAUGUAGCCCCUCUUUUGGAUCUGUCCUGCACCCACGUGGCCCUCACAGAGCUGGUGGACUUCAUCUCUGCCAUCGUCAUCCUCUGGGGUUGCCUCAUUUUGACUAUGGUCUCCUAUGUAUUCAUCGGAGUGACCGUGUUCCACAUGCCAUCAGCUGCUGCCCGCCACAAGGCCUUCUCCACCUGUGCCUCCCACCUGGUAGUGGUGGGCAUCUUCUACUCAGCCACAAUCUUCAUCUAUGCCCGUCCCAGGCACAUAGAGGCCAUGGACCUCAACAAGAUGCUGUCGGUCAUCUACACGGUGGUCACACCCAUGUGCAACCCCGUCAUCUACUGCCUGCGCAACAAGGAAUUCCAAGCAGCUUUCCUUAAGACCUGGCAUUGGUCUUCAUGUUAG